AUGGGCACGUUCGUGACCCUGGCGGAGGUGCUAGAGGCCCGGGGGUCACCUCUGGAGGAGGAUGAGGUAUGGUGUCUGCUACUGGGCACUGCCGAGGCCUUAAUGGACAUCUCCCACAAAGGUCCUGGUAACAUGUGCAGUGUACUGAGCCCUGGCUCAAUGCUGCUGUCAGUCACUGGGAACCUUGCUUUUAAGAGCUGUGCCCGGUCAGAGGACCUGGGCUCCUUCACUGCUCCAGAGGUACAAGAGGGGCACGCUGCCUCCAACAGGACGGCCUCGGAGAAGAUGAUUGUAUAUUCCCUAGGAAUGACCCUCUUCUGGUCCGUUGAUUAUCAACUACCUCAAAACCAGCCCAUUCAGCUGAGUGACAACCUAAACAACCUCUUGCUGAGUAUGUGUGAGGACACGGUCCAGAGACGAGCAGAUCUCGUGACUGUGCUGGAGACCUGUGAACAGCACAUCAAGGCUGCUCAACUGCCCCCACCAGAGAUGCUCAUCAGACAGCUAGUAGAAGAUGUGUUCAGGGACUCUGUUGAUCAUGUGUCCAUGGCUGAGAAUGGUCCUCAACUUACUGACCGGAGUCAGAUGGUCAGAGAGAGGCUUCACAGUCUCUCAGGAAGUGCCUCAUACCACAACUCUACCUGGGCACUGAGAAACAGAAGCACCCCAACAUUCCAAGCCGAGCUCAGCAGAGGAAUUCCCCAGGGGUCACGUCACAGAGAGAGUUCCUGCAGCUAUCAGUCACGUAGCCCCUGUAGCCCUUACCUGGAUGGCUUUCGCCGUGGCAGCGUCAGACCAGUACUUUACACAUAUCUAAACGAGUCCACUGUCAGUCUUAAUGAAAAGAAAGCCAAGGAUAUGGGUCCUGAGUUCAUUAGAAAGUUAGACGAGCCUCUGGUUGUCUUGGAGCUGCCCGGAUCUAUUGUGUCAAAGAAAGGGAAGUCUCCCUCCACUAUGAGGGAGCUGAGUGUGGUCAUGCCAAACGGACAGAGCAUCCUGGUCAAGUGUGACGUCAAGUCAGGAGGAGGGGAUGUCUUUGAUAUGAUCGUUGCCCACUCCAACCUGGUGGAACACUUCUACUUUGGCCUUGCUUACAUUGAUGAUAAUGAGUUCUUCUUUCUGGACAAUGACACAAAGAUAUCCAAGGUUGCCCCCGACAGUUGGAAGAAAGUGCCUACCUCCACGUUUGUCCUUUUCUUCAGGGUGAAAUUCUUUGUCCACGACAUCUCUCUCCUUUUGCACAAACUGACUCGUCACCAGUACUACCUACAGCUGAGGAAAGAUAUACUGGAGGACAGGUUGGCCUGCCAUGAAGAGACAGGCCUAUAUCUGGGUGCCUUGGCUCUCCAAGCAGAGUAUGGAGACUGCAUGCCUGAGGUUUAUGGGAGGAACUACUAUCGCCCAGACCAGUACGUUGCCAAGAGCGUCAUGGAGAAAAGAGCCUUGCCUUACCUAAAGGAGGAAUUGCUAAGGUUACAUGCCAAUAACUCCACGAUGAGUACCGACGAGUCCGAGCUUGAGUUCCUCAAGACCACCCAGCAGCUUCCUGAGUAUGGCGUUAUGUUCUACCGCGUGGGUCGUGAGAAGAAGCCAGUCAUCGGAGAGCUGAUCCUAGGAGUGUGUGCCAAAGGAGUCAUAGUGUAUGAAGUUAAAGAUAGCUCCCGCUCCACGAGUCAGACAUUCCACUGGCGGGAAACGGCCAGUAUUUCCUCCUCUCACCGUAAAUUUGUCAUCGAGAGCAGAGGGAGCAAGAAAAAGCACACCUUAGUCACAGAGAGAUCCAAGACGGCCACGUACCUGUGCAACCUCUGUUCUGCCCAGCACAAGUUUCACAAUGAGAUGAACUCUCGUCAGCUCAGCCACAGUCUGGCUUCAGAGGAGAGCAUAGUGCAGUAUGCGGCAGUGUGUCGGGCUCAGAACAGCCAGAUGAACAGCCAGAUGAGCCAGUGCUCUGUCUCUGAGACUAUACGGACAGACAGCGGUCUGACCACACCGCAGGACGACUCCAUGACCAAACUGUGUGAUGACAUUGCCGCCAAAAUCGAGGCGCGAGUCAAACAGCAGCGUGUCCUCCACGAGCAGGGCAGAGGGAGACCAUUGUCUGGGAACCUGUCUCCAGCCCUGUCUCGUGGGUCUGGGAAGUGUGGGUCUGAGGCCCCCUCCUUGUCUUCAGCAGCCAGAGAUACCCUAACGAAGAGUGUCAUACCAGAGAGAGAAGUAAUUUGUGUGUCCUUAAAGAAAGUCCCGAAGCUCGGCGUAGGUAUUGUGAUAGUUGGAGAAGACACGGUGGGGAAGUACGACCUGGGUAUCUUCAUAGCAUCCAUCGUGCCGGGAGGACCAGCGGAUAAAGAUGGCCGCAUCAGACCAGGUGGGCGUCUGAUCUCUCUGAACCACACCAGUCUGGAGGGCGUGACCUUCAGUGAGGCUGCAGAGAUUAUGCAGAACAGCCCAAUGGAGGUCACACUCAUCGUGUCCCAGCCCAAAGUUUCCUUGACACCCAACAAUGUGAGAUCUCCGCUAUUGAAGAACUACGAGUCCCAGACCACUUUGAUGACUGAUGUGCGCUCUACGGAGGACAACCUGGAUGAGAUCGUGUCUGUCAUGUUGACUCCAAAGACUGGCAGUAGACUGCAACUCCCUGACGUACGCAUCCUCAAUGUUCAGGAUGGCUGCUCCAGGGCUCCUUCCAUGAACUGCUUCAGGGGUGAUGAGAUCUCUGUGGAGCUGAAGAAGAAAGCUGGAGGUUUAGGGAUCAGUAUCGCUGGUGGUGUGAACACAGGCCUGCGUCAUGGCGGUGUCUUCAUCAAAAGCCUAGUCUGUGGUGGGGCUGCUGAGCAAGAUGGCCGCAUCCAGUCAGGUGACAGACUGCUGGAAGUGGAUGGCAUCAGGUUUCAAGGGUUCACACAUCAGCAGGCUGUGGAAUGUCUGGCGAAAACAGGAGAGGUGGUGACCAUGGUCUUGGAGAGGGAGAACAUGACCCUGCCCAGGGUGUCUCUGAGCCCAGACACAGGGCGCAGUCUCAUGGGGCGCAGCCUGUCCCCUCAGAGUGCUCACCUGGACAUCACCCAGAUGAGGAACAACAGCUGCCCCACCAUCAUCACCCCCUUCUUCGUCAGGCCCAAGGACUACAGCUUUGUGUCUGACAAUAACACUCUGGAGGUGACCUUGAAGAAGAGCCUGAAUGGCUUGGGCUUCAGCUUCCUGGUCCCUGAGCUCAACCCCUCAAAAGGAGACUCAGGCAGUAGUCUUGUCCGGAUCAAGAAGCUUUUCCCUGGCCAGCCAGCGGAGGAGAGUGGGCAGAUCCAGGAGGGAGACGUCAUCCUGGCAGUCAAUGGAGAACCGCUGAAGGGAUUGUCCUACCAGAGGGUGGUCAUGCUGCUGAGAGGCUCUCCUCCUGAAGUCCGGUUGUCUUUGUGCCGUCCUGCUCCAGGAAUUCUGCCUCCCAUUGAAACAAUUCUUAGCACCUGAGUGAUGUAACACCACAGUAUGUGAGCACCAAUGGGAGUUCCGGAAUAUACUUCCUGAGAGACAGACAGGAGAUCUUCGAGGAGCAGGACAAGUGGAGAUCUGUCCAGAAGAAAGAGCAGGACGGGGGAGACGCCUGGCCCUCCCUACACUGCAGCAGAGCCUUGGCCUGAGGGACUACAGUACCCACCUAGAUGGUGGGUUGAUGCAUCACUGCAUUCUAUGAGUCAGAGGUGUUGCAUGAGUCCCCCCGCAGACAAGAACUAACUGUGUCAAGCAGGAGGCACUGCUUAGGGCAACUCAUGUGAAGUGAUGAAAAUGCUAAAUAAUGGAAAUAUCUUGUUAUUCAGGUAAGUAGGAGUUAGUUAGUUGAAGGUCUAGUGGCACUACUGUAUGAAAUAUGUAUAUUCAGAUCAAGUCAAUGGCCUUUUCUCUUUUCCUAGAUUAUGUAGUUUCAUGUUAUCACAUGUUGCUUUACUUGUUGUCACACGUUAUCACAUUAACUUCACAUAAGACCAUAUGCGAUCACAUGGAAAUGUGUUUUUGGAAAACUUCAUGUGUUCACAUUAAAUUAAUGUGGUUGGACUAGGGCAGUGGAGUUCUACAGUGUGAACCACUGACAAUAAGGAGAGCACUAUUACACACGCUCAAUUGAAUUGAAGGUGAGGGGAAUUUAUUAACCAUGGUUUUGUGAACUGUAUGGUUUUGCCUGAUGCGGAUGUGGUUUCAGUUCUGUGUCAGUGGCACAGAAAGACAGACAGGAUGUAACGCAUACAAAGGUAGAGAGGAUACACGGUUGAAGCACUAUGGUCACAUAGGGAGGCUUGAUAAAGAAACAGUACUUAACCACUGUCCUGCUUUAAAUACACCUCAAUGUUCUGUCCUGUACAGUUCAGUAUAUCCCCCUGAUAGUGUUUGUGAGUGGAGAUCAGGUGAAGUACUUAGGGCAAUACAUCACAUCCAUUUAAGGUCAAACAGAACAGAGCUCUUACAAAGUGAUCUCAGUCUUUCUUUGCCUGGUAGUGGAACUACCAAUUCACACGUGCAGUUAAAACGUACUAGUUAAAUGGAUCCGAGAUUUUAACAUUGCACAGGGCUACAGGACCUAUACUGUUGCCGUCUUAUCCUGCUGAACAAUUUAACAUUCAUAUUAACCGUAUAUAAUAUAGCCUGUAGGAUGAUCGCAUACAGAAGGCACCACAAAUGCAGUGCAUAAUCAAAGAAAAGGUAAGUAAUUAACUUAUUAUUUGAUCCAUAAAGGUAUUGUCCACUGGGAGGCAGCAUAGGGCUGAAAACAAUCCCCUAUCCACAGUUGCUGUCCCUAAAUCAUCCCUCCUUUGCCUCAAACCCAGACAGAGCUACAGAAUGUAAUCUAGUGCAAAGUGAUGACUGCCCCUGAAAGCACAUGAAAGCAUCUGAAAUGAACUUUACAUCUGACUGAUGAUACACUCAUACAUUCAUCUUCUAAUGAACUCCUACCUCUGUUUAGUCAUAAACCUACUGUAGGAUCACACUGAUUCUGACAUGGGGCCUUAGAGCCACACUACAUGAUGUGUAGACUACUGAAUGGCAUCACCCUAAAUUAGUGGCAACUCAACCAUGUGGAGGUACAAGCAGAACAAACCCACCUGUCAAUGGGGCAAGAAAUAGUGACAUUAGAUUCUGUUCUUGUUUCUGAAUUCUACAGUAUUAAACUCUUCUGAACAUCAUCAGUGGUCUUGCCGUUGUGAGUGUGUGUUUUCAUAACUGGAGAACCCCCAAGUUAACCCACCGGGAGGUACAUUAAUGUGUUUAACAUCUACAUGGUGUGUUUAGAAAUACAGUGCCUCCAAGAUGAUGUAUGAUGUUCUUCACCACCAGUCAGCCUUCAGACUGGCUUUGACCUCCAGAGUAGACUGAACGGCGUGUACCCCCCCUAGAGCCGAGCCGAUACAAGCCAGAGGGCCAUCCUCUUUUGGGAGUCUGGAUAGGGGGGAUGGAGAUGAACUCCUCUCCCCCCGACCAGGAA
This is a messenger RNA of Coregonus clupeaformis (lake whitefish), 5473 nucleotides long. RefSeq names its product FERM and PDZ domain-containing protein 2-like. The coding region runs from base 1 to 3468 and encodes 1155 amino acids. The record is from RefSeq and is a predicted model, not a curated record. The transcript is spliced from 27 exons. Gene Ontology annotation, cellular component: cytoskeleton. Gene Ontology annotation, molecular function: protein binding. NCBI's taxonomy places the organism in Eukaryota, Metazoa, Chordata, Actinopteri, Salmoniformes, Salmonidae.